AUGAUCGCAACAGCUAUCUUCUUCAUGACUGCAUUGAUCACUACCAAUUUCAUCGCUAGAGGGACUAAUAUCCCAUCCUGCGGAGACCUCCCCUGCUACACUCCCAUAUACCCUUCAUCGGCAGAACUUGCGUUUAUGAUGGGAGCAAACACCCUAGCCUGUCUCAUGAAUUUCUUCGUUGUUCCACGACUGUUCAGCCGGUCCAAGAAUUCAAAAGUCGUCUUUUCCUUCCUGGCAGGGCUUGAGUUCGGACUAGGUCUUCUUAUCUCCGGUAUGGCCGAUUCAGCGAAGGUCUUACGGUUCUUCGCCUUCGUGACGGACCCAUCCCGUUUUGACCCCUCUCUGACUCUUAUAAUUCUCCUCGGAAUUGGCCCAUCGCUCAGUGCCUAUUUGCUUGAAAAGCCAGGUCAAGUCUCAAGAGAUGGGAAGGCCCCAACCAAACCGACACUGGCAGAAAGCUGGAGACUGCCCACGGCUUCAGUGGCAGAUAUCGAUUGGCGCUUUGUAGCAGGUGCGGCAGCCUUUGGACUCAGCUGGGGAUUGACCGGAGUGUGCCCUGGACCCGCCAUCCUGCGAGCGAUACUGCAACCAGCCUGGGGCCUGGUCGUAAUGAGCGGCUAUAUGUUGGGUAAUUUGAUCUAA
Monascus purpureus is the source of this 642-nucleotide messenger RNA. The record is from the annotation of a GenBank genome assembly. Lineage: Eukaryota; Fungi; Ascomycota; Eurotiomycetes; Eurotiales; Aspergillaceae.